Messenger RNA from Aspergillus wentii DTO 134E9, 1638 nucleotides. RefSeq lists its product as uncharacterized. Gene Ontology annotation, cellular component: endosome; plasma membrane; clathrin vesicle coat. Gene Ontology annotation, molecular function: phospholipid binding; clathrin binding. Lineage: Eukaryota; Fungi; Ascomycota; Eurotiomycetes; Eurotiales; Aspergillaceae. The transcript is spliced from 5 exons. Bases 1 to 1638 code for a protein of 545 amino acids. The record is from RefSeq and is a predicted model, not a curated record. Gene Ontology annotation, biological process: Golgi to endosome transport; endocytosis.
AUGGACUUCUCCAAUUUGAAAGACCAGGUCAGCAACCUGACCUUGUAUGAUCUCAAGGCGGGAGUCCGCAAAGUGCAGAAUGCUGUUAUGAACUACACGGAGAUGGAGUCCAAGGUCCGAGAAGCUACAAACAAUGAACCGUGGGGUGCCUCGACCACAUUGAUGAACGAGAUCGCCAGCGGAACUCACAGCUAUCAAUUGCUUAACGAAAUUAUGCCCAUGAUUUACAAGCGAUUUACGGAUAAGACAGCGGAAGAGUGGCGGCAGAUCUAUAAGGGCCUCCAGCUUCUGGAGUUCUUGGUUAAGAAUGGAUCCGAACGAGUUGUCGACGAUGCCCGAUCCCACAUGUCCUUGAUCCGAAUGCUGCGCCAGUUCCAUUUCAUUGACCAGAAUGGCAAGGACCAAGGUAUCAACGUGCGCAAUCGAUCCUCCGAGCUGAUAAAGCUGCUGGGCGAUGUCGAUUUGAUUCGCUCGGAGAGAAAGAAGGCCAGAGCCAACCGGAAUAAGUUCAGCGGUUUUGAAGGUGGCAUGGGUGUCGGAAGUGGCAUGACUGGUUCAGGCGGUCGGUACGGAGGAUUCGGCAGCGACAGCUUGUCCUUUGGUGGAUACAGUGGUGGUGUCUUUGGGGAUGGGGGUGGAUUUGGAGGCGGCUCGAGCGACUUCCAGGAUUCAGGACGGAGAGGCAACCGGUUCGAUGAGUACGACGAGUACGACGAGGCAGAUGCUACUCCCCCGCCCCGACGUGGACCUAGCCCCUCAAGAGCCAAACGUGAGACCAAGCAGCCUUCACCUCCCAAGCCCAAAGAACCUGAGCAGGAUCUGUUCGACUUUGGCGACGACGAUGUUACUACUACGACCACCGCAUCUACCGCCGCCGGCAAGCAGCCCGCGGCCAGCGGCAGCAGUGGCUUGGAUGUGCUGGACUCCAAGCCAAUCGACGACGAUGACUUUGACGACUUCCAGUCCGCAACACCUGCGCCGCAGCCUGCGUCCUCCAACCAAUUCGGUAUCCCUCCCCCAGCAUCGACCGUCAGCACCAACUCGAGCACUCAGUUCGUCGCACCAAAGCCCGUUUCUGGAUCCCAGGGUGCAAACCUGAACGGCUUGGUCGGGUUCACCUCCAUGUCUCCCACGCCGACUGGAAGCACUCUUGCAUCUCCAACCUCCUCGACUGGGUUCCCUCAGAGCGGAUCCAUGAUGCAACCGCAGAAGCCAGCCCAGCCCAAACCCACCGGCUUCCAAGCCGCUACCCCGAACUACUUCACCUCCGUAUCUACCGCGACCACCGCCCAGCCUCCCACCGGCACCUCAGGCCACAGACCCGGCGCCUCCACAUCCUCCUUCACAUCCGCCACCUCCACGGCAGCAAGCAAGCCCGCAGCAUCCAAGUCCUCAGGCGGCGAUGCCUUCGGCUCACUCUGGUCCUCUGCCAGCGCAAGUGCCGGAAUCCAAAAGUCCAACUCUAACGCAAGCAAAGGCCCCAACCUGGCCAGCAUGGCUAAGGAGAAAGCCAGCGCCGGCAUCUGGGGUGCCCCCGCAGCUUCCACCUCUCCCGCCCUGGGUCGACCCCAGCAGCCACAACAGCAGCAAGGGGCAGCGAAGACUGGUAGCUCGGGAUUUGAUGACUUGCUGGGUUAG